AUGGGUGUGUCAGUGAGUUUCUGUAUGCGUGCUAGUACAUACGAGUCUAGUGUAAUGCACGUGUUAAUGAUGGUUAUACUAUUAAUAACGAUGGAGAUGACCAAAGGGUGCUGUAGUGGUAGAUACUGGAUGAUAGUGAGAUAUGGUGUUGAUAGUGAUGAACUCGUCGUCAUGGCGUGUGUGCUGCUGCAGGUUAGUCGCGUCCCCGGCUUCCACGCCAGCAGGAAAAUGGACUUCGGGAUUAACGCGAGUGAUAUGGGUGCUCCUUCGGGCUGGAUGAAGAGGGUGGAGCGGUCGGGUGCUCAUCCACGUCGGGAAAUUAAGUCGUGCUUUUGCCAGUGCCAGCCACCGGCAUAUGCAUUCGUUCCGUCAUUGUACUCCCGGGAACAGCAGAUCAUGAAUCAUCUUCAAAGUCAUUUUCAUUCGCCAGGCAGCAGCAGCGGCCGCGGUGUUGUGCAUGGCGCUCCCACUCCCCUCCUCCGACGCGUUGCCAGCGCGGCGCAGGAGCCACGCCCUGCCCCCGCGCCUCCAGAACAACUCCUCGCAAGUCGCAUUCCCUCCGCCCUCGCCCUUGCGUCACGCGAGAUCGUCACAUCACAUCCGCAGCGUCCCACCGGCGCCCUCGUCGCUGCUGGGGCGCCCAUGUUCCCCAGCCCCAUGUAUUCUCCGUGGAAGCCUUUGCCGAACCCUUACCGGCCGCAUACAACGAGGGCGUCACACGCGGUCACUCCUGAAAAAUCCCCGUCACAGGCAUAUAGCAAGCCGCAGAAGAGUCCAUCACAGUCCUACGGGAGUCCUUCACCGUCGUAUAAGGGACCCUCAAGGACUCCUUCGCCCUCUUAUAAAGUACCACCAAAGUCUCCUUCCUCUUCUUACAAGGCACCAUCAAGUACCCCCACUCCAUUUUAUGAGGUACCCCCUUCCCCUUCCUACAAGGUACCACCAAGCACACCAUCAUCACAAUAUAAAGCACCACCAAAGAGUCCUUCAUCCUACUUGCCACCAAACAGCCCGCCAUCACCGUAUGAAGCACCACCGACGUCUCCAGCUCCUUCGUAUAAGAGACCACCGAAUACUCCAUCACCGUUGUGUAUGGUACCACCGAACACCGCCUCUCCGUCCUAUAAGACACCAUCCAGUAGUCCAUCGGCACUGUAUAAAGUACCAACAAGGACGCCAUCGCCAUCAUACAAGGUACCACAAAAAUCCACUUCUCUGACCUAUAAGGUACCUUCAAGCACUCCGUCACCACUUUAUAAGGGUACCGUCAAGCACUCCAUUACCAACUUACAAGAUACCAUCGAGUACUCCAUCGCCAUCAUAUAA
Penaeus indicus is the source of this 1326-nucleotide messenger RNA. RefSeq lists its product as uncharacterized. Lineage: Eukaryota; Metazoa; Arthropoda; Malacostraca; Decapoda; Penaeidae. The record is from RefSeq and is a predicted model, not a curated record. The transcript has 6 exons. The coding region runs from base 1 to 1326 and encodes 441 amino acids.